AUGCUUGCUUGUUCGCACAUGUGGGGAGGGGGUAGCAUGGGCGUGGAGGGGGGAAGGAUGGGCGUGGUGGGGGGAGGGAUGGGCGUGGAGUGGGGAGGGAUGGGCGUGGAUUGGGGAGGGAUGGGCGUGGAGUGUGGGGGGUAUGGGCGUGGAGUUGUCGGGGGUAUGGGCGUGGAGUGUGGGGUGGGGCGGUAUGGGUGUGCACAGGGUGGGGCGUGGUGCAGCAGUGGGGAGGAGUGUCGGCAGCGCAGCCUCACAGCACUGGGGUCGUCCCGCCUGCUACCCGCCACUGCUGAUGCUGAGGGCGUGUUCAGUGACGACCCCGCCAUCAACCCAGGUGGUGGUGUCGGGGUGCUCUGCCGGCGGGCUGCCGCCUUCUUCCCCGCCCUCCCCCCCUCUGCCUACGCCUGCCUGCCCGAUGCUGCCAUCUUCCUCGACAGGUGCCUCCCCCUAUAA
This is a messenger RNA of Closterium sp. Naga37s-1, 456 nucleotides long. Lineage: Eukaryota; Viridiplantae; Streptophyta; Zygnematophyceae; Desmidiales; Closteriaceae. The record is from the annotation of a GenBank genome assembly.